AUGGGGUCGAGCGUGCUGCUAGCCCUGUUAUGCUUCCUUGCCCUGGGAGCGUUGCACGCCCAGUCAACUCAAGGUGACGAAACUUCUCUAUCACGCCUCCAGACGGAUCUCUGAUCUUCGCGAUAACGAAUCAGUUGUAUGGUCUUUGUAGGAUUCAUCAGCAUAGACUGCGGUCUGGACUUAGACUCGAACUACACAGAUGAGUUCACGCAUAUCUUCUACUCGCUUGACGACGGGUACGUCGACGGCGGCGUGAACAUGGACAUCCCCCGGGAACCCAACUUCAGCUCCCUCUCCCAUAGGUAUGGCAGCAGCCUGCAAGCUUGCGUUUAUUUUAGACGAUUUAAGCGACGUGGGAUUUUUCCGACAGAUAUUUGAACUUGCGAAUUUUCCCCAACGGGACUCGGAACUGCUACACGAUGGGGACUGUGAAGGAGGGAGUCAAGUACCUGGUGAGAGCCGGGUUCUUAUACGGCAACUACGAUGGCAAGAACCAGCCGCCGCAGUUCGAUCUGUACCUGGGCGUGAACCUCUGGCGGACGGUGAAUACGCUGGCGGAUGACGUUGUGACAGCGGAGAUCAUCGCCAUCUCCCCUACAAACGUGUUGCAGGUCUGCCUGCUGAACACCGGCAUGGGAACCCCCUUCAUUUCUGUCCUGGAGGUGAGGCCCCUUCACGAUUCCAUGUACCCGCUCGUCAACGAAUCCCAGUCGCUGGUCCUAAACAGGGGACGGGUCGACUGCGGCGGAAACGAAACCACCAGGUCAGAACACUUAAUCUGUCUCCCUGAAUCUCUCUCUCUCUUGCUGGACUAAAUACGGCGACAGGUAUCCAGUGGAUCCUUACGACCGCAUCUGGUUCGGCAACGUUACCCAGACGGGGUGGAGGACAGUAACGGCGAACGGGGACAUCAACAGACCGGAGGCAGACAUAUGGGUGGUGCCAGGGGAGAUUCUGAGGACGGCGACCGAAGCCAAGAGCUUGGUCUUCCACUUCUCAGGUGGCCCACAGGAGAAGCUCUACCUGUUCUUAUACUUCGCGGAGCUCCAGCAGCUCGGACCCAACGAGACGAGGGAGUUCAACGUACUCUCCGACGGUCAACUAUUGCACGGAGCGUACAGGCCAACAUACCUGACUUUAGAUGUUCUAGAUAACUUACUGCCUGAGCCGCAUAGUGUGAAAAUGACGUAUAACUUCACACUCGAGGCCACGGCAAAUUCUACCUUAGAUCCUAUGAUCAACGCCCACGAGAUCUACAGCUUGAAGCAACUGGAGGAGUCUCCCACCGACGCUCACGACGGUGAGUCGCCGUUUUUACUCCACUCUUCCGGCUAUGUGGGUUGAAGCUAGGAUGACAGCUAAGCAUUAAGCUCACUCUCUGCGUUGUCAUUCUUGAAUUCAUUCCUUAAUCAGGCAAUCAUUUCAAUAAUCUUCUGCUCUAUUCAGAUCGCUUUCUUGAUCCUUCUCUGUAGUGGUCGUCUUUUUCAUUUCUUGAACAGGCAAUGACUUCCCCGUUUAAUGAAUCAGGCCUGGCUUUAAACUCAUGUUUUGUAAUUUUUAGCUGGUCUUGGUCGUUGGUAAUUCUUUUUUAUAAAUAUUUAUCUCUGGCUAAAUUCUCCCCACAUGAAAGUUUUCAAACACAUCAAUAAAGGCCUGUCCUUUUUCAUUCAAUCCCACACGUCCUGGGUUUAAUUUCUGAUCAUUAUGGCCAAUGUGGUCAGCUCUAUUGAAAAAACCACUAUUUAUGUCGACGUGACAGCUCAGGCGAUGCUGAAGAUUAAAGAUUUCUACAAAGUGAAGAAGAAUUGGCAAGGGGACCCGUGCGUCCCCCGAAAUCUGACGUGGGAACGGGUAAGCUGCCGCUACGACUCGAAGAACCCUCGGAUCGUGUCUCUGUGAGUUACUUCUCCUCGGCGCGCAAGCCUGUCGUGUAGAACAACUUCGGUCAUUGAGAGGUGCUGAAAUUCCUUGCAGGAAUUUGUCCCACAGUGCAUUGGCAGGCGAAAUUCAUCCAUUUAUAGUCGAACUCAUGGCUCUACGGACUUUGUGAGUGUUCUUGACCUUGUCCCCUAUUUCGAGGUGCAUUAACUUGACUGGUAUAUUGAAAUUUGACUGGUAUUUUUCCCCCUUUAUAUCCCAGGGACUUAUCACAUAAUAAUUUAACUGGAGAAAUUCCUAGUGGUCUUGGAAAGUUGCCAAAUCUUCAAGUCUUGUAGGUUUCUGAAACCCACCUGGCUUCGUCAGUGUAGAAAUAUGUUGACAGAAAAGUUAAAGAUAUUUUUUUUCUAUUUUGCAGGAACCUGAUAAACAACCAAUUGACCGGAGUCAUACCUCAAAUUCUUUACAAAAAAUCACAAAAUGGCACACUCUCAUUAAGGUUAGGUCUUUAUCUAGAUGCAUCUUGAACUAUGGUCAAGCAAAGGAUUUGAAACUAAUUAUAUCUCCCAAGAAAUUUAACUCAUUGCCACAUGACCGACAGCUUAUAUGACUUUUAACUAUUUCUUCAAAUGUUUAACCUGUUCGUUGGUCUCCAAGGUGGAUGUUUUCCGAAUUAUGGGCAGCUACAAGUCAAAAAAUAAAGAAAAAAGGGAUCGAAAUUCCACGAAACCUAUCAAUUCUGUCAAUGUCACGAAUUAGCGAGAUCAAAUGCGACCAUACCAGACCCAAGAAAAAACCAUAUUUGUUACAUUUUUAUUUACAUGAUUAGAGAGUUACAAGAAAUGAGGAAGAUGUUUAAGGAGAACUUGAAGGUUAAUCUAGUACUAAAUUUAACCUUUUUUAUUUUAAAAUUUACGAGAAAUGGAGAGACAUGAUAACCUCUGUUCGAAAAAUUAUUACACAAGAAAAAAAAUUAUAAACUCAUGAUAAACGGUCAGGUAGGAGAAUUUUUUCCUUUUCGUAUUUUUUUAAUGGUGCAAUGAUUUUUAAUACAGCCAAAUUUGGAUCAAGCAAUAAAAGGACCUUUUUCCAUUUGAGGAAUGUGAUACCUUAGGAGAUAUUCGAAUAUUAAAAAUUAAUUCUUAUGGUUGUACUUUAUGCUCCAUGCGUUUAACAGGAUUUAAGCACUAAAACUUCGUGUUUUUCCCUUAAAAACUGCAGCACUGAGGGCAACACACAACUUUGCAACAAUACGAUUUCAUGUAAAAUAAUAGGUGGAAAAAAGAAGAAUAUCGUUCCCAUUGCAGUAGGAGUAUCAGUAUCUGCCAUUGUUCUCUUGGGAAUAUUUAUCCUGGUUUGGAGACUGAAAGGAAGAAAGAGAGGCACCGUACAAAGUGCACCUCAUGGUAUGACCAUAUUCUUAUGCUGUUCUUAAUAUUUACUUUACUCAAUAGUGGAAUACCCAAUUAGGAUCCUCUUGAUAUAUUUCUGACAUAAUUAUUUCUUCAGCGCCAGGGAUACCUAGUGAAAAUUCAAGAGACAGCAUAGAUCCUCAAGCCAAAAGGCAACAACAUGAUUUGAAUAUGGAGAACCAUCAGUUCUCAUUUUUAGAUAUCGUAAAGAUAACUGGAAACUUUAAGCGUAUGAUAGGCAGAGGAGGCUUUGGAAUUGUCUACCAUGGGUUAUUGAAUGACGGAAGAGAAGUAGCAGUAAAGAUGAUUUCCAAAUCUUCCCAAGGAGAAAAAGAGUUUCAUGCAGAAGUAAGCCAUAAUCAUGGAGAUGGGAAAUGACUACAAUAUUGAUAUUUUUUCUUACUUUCUUUGGAUAAAUCUUUAAGUCAUACACUACCGUCAUCAUAAUGGGUAUCUUUGAAUUUCAGGUCCAAAUCCUGUUGAGGGUCCACCAUAAAAAUCUUGUGUAUUUGCUGGGGUAUUGUGAUGACAGGAAUAAUCUAGCACUUGUUUACGAGUACAUGCAGAAAGGCUCCCUUGCAGAUUUUUUAUCAGGUUUCUAUAUAAAAAAUUAAUGCUCUAGAUCUUUUUAAUAUUUUUGUAGUUUCCUAAAAAAAUUAUCUUGUAGGAGAAAUCUCUCUCUCUUUCUCUCUCUCUCUCUCUUCCUCUCUUUGUGUGGCUCACUCGAUGUGUAUGUUGAACACACGUUUACAUGGAAACAGGUAACAAAGAAGACAUUGGACUAAAUUGGAGCAUGCGACUCAAAAUAGCACUAGAUGUGGCUCAGGGUACCCAUAUUUCGAAAUAGUUUAUAUAAAUAUACACAUAUUUACUUUUUCGUCUCCCAAUUGAGACACUACUGAUAAAAUCUUCGCUUGCAGGACUUGACUACUUGCACAGCUUCUGCAAGCCAUCCAUAGUUCAUAGAGAUGUAAAGACAGGAAACAUUCUAUUAAAUGCAAAACUUGAAGCCAAAUUAGGAGAUUUUGGGUUAUCUAAGCUAUUUUCUCAUGAAGAUGCCACCCAUAUAUCAACUGCAGUUGCUGGCACUUCAGGAUAUCUCGAUCCAGAGUAUGUCAGGUUUUUCAACUUCAUUACAAGUAAUAAUUACCGCAAAAAAUAAUAUAUCUGAAGAACUCAGCGUAAUUUUGACAUCUUUCAUUACAGGUACUAUCAAACAUAUAGACUGACCGAGAAGAGUGAUAUCUACAGUUUCGGAAUCGUCCUAUUGGAGAUUAUAUCUGGCAAGUCUCCAAUCAGCCGUGACCCACAAAGUGCUCCAAUAGUGUCAUGGGUGCAGUCUAGACUCGAAAGAGGAGAUAUAUCCAGCAUAGCCGACCAAAGAUUGAACAAUGGUUAUGAUCUUAAUUCUAUAUGGAAAGCAGCAGAGGUUGCCAUGGCGUGUGCAUCGCCUACAUCGAGCUGUAGACCGAAAAUGAGUGAAGUAGUUGCGCUACUGAAGGAGUGCUUGGAAUCUAUAGCUUCGCAUGACAUAUCAGGGAGUUUCAGCGUGGAGAGGUCAAAUUCAAAUUAUACUGGGCCUACUGUUUUUUAUUCAAGCACAAUCCCAUCAGCAAGGUAA
This is a messenger RNA of Spirodela intermedia, 4911 nucleotides long. The record is from the annotation of a GenBank genome assembly. NCBI's taxonomy places the organism in Eukaryota, Viridiplantae, Streptophyta, Magnoliopsida, Alismatales, Araceae.